Molecule: messenger RNA, 2963 nt
Organism: Bombus pyrosoma
Lineage: Eukaryota; Metazoa; Arthropoda; Insecta; Hymenoptera; Apidae
Product: mitochondrial-processing peptidase subunit beta-like
Exons: 9
Coding region: 803-2398 (531 amino acids)
Cellular component (GO): mitochondrion
Molecular function (GO): metal ion binding; metalloendopeptidase activity
Source: RefSeq, a predicted model, not a curated record
AUAUUGUAUAUAAAUAUUUGUGUGCAAUCUAAUAUUAUUGCAUUUUCUAUCUUUAAUGUAACAAAUCGGGUACAUUGCUUUGCGUUGAUGGUAAUGAAAUUUCAUUAUCAAAUGAAGGCACUAUAUAUGUAUGAAGCAUUUUAAAUACAUUAUUCAAUGAGAGAGAGAGAGAGAGAGAGAGAGAGAGAGCAAGCGAGAGAGUGUUAUGUGCCGUACUGAUAAUGCAAAGGAACAAAUGGUAGAAACCAAAUAAGUUUUUACUUUACUACAUCUUUUUAAAUUCAUACAUCGAGUUUAUUCAAUUUAAAAAGAUCAUAUAUUUAGGAUAUUUAAAAACUAUUGAGAAAACGAUUUUUUAUUAUAAAGAUUAUUUAUUACAAAAAAAUAAAUAAAAGUUAUAAACUACCGGUAUGUGAUGAUAAUGUUUUAAAAAAUUAUUGAUUAAGUAAUUUUCGUAUGUACAUGUGUACAAAUUGAUUCAUUAACAAUUAUUUAUGAAUAUAAUCAAAAUUUUGUAUAUUGGUCAUCAUUUAUAAAACAUACAUUUCUUGUUAUUAUUUUAUAUAUGUAUGUUGUAUUAUUUUAUAUUUGAAAUUAUGUAAGCAUUAGAGCCAUAUACAAAAAACUGUUGUGUUAUUGAUUUUUAUAUCGUAGAACAUCAUUCCAUUUCUUUUUCAUAUUGUUAACGAUGUCAUUGCACGUAAUAAAAUUUCUAUUUCAUCAAAUUUAUAAAUUAUCUGUUUUCUUAUAAAUUAGAAAGAACAGUAAAAAAACAAGAUAUUUAUGUAUAUCUUCAAUUGUUAUGUGCGUAAAACUGCAGUUUCUGUUUAAUAUAAUGACGCGAAUUGUUUUGCAUGGACAAUUCGAAGUAAAAAGAAUAGCAUUUUUAAAAUAUUUAUUUCAGAUUCAAGACAGUACUAUGUAUAAAUAUAUAAAAAGAGAAUUUGUUUCUAUUUCAAGUAAACGUUAUAAGACACAGGACUUUAAAGGCAUUUCUAGAAAAAUGUCUAAAGCUUUAAAUACACAUUUUGAUAUAGAAAGCUCAACAGAAUCCUGUUAUUUGAAUAAUGGCAUGCGUCUUAUAUGUGAACAUAAAAAAUCUUUCACUACCACCAUAGGAUGUUUCAUUCCAGCUGGUGCAAUGUAUGAAACACUGGAAGAACGUGGUAGCGCUAUAUUUCUAGAACAUUUAUUUUUCAGAAGGACAAAAUGCAGUAACAAAGAAGAAAUAGAAUGCAUGAUAGAAGAAAUUGGUGGAAAAGUUACAGCUCUUGCUAUGAGAGAUAUAUUUCUUUUUUAUGGAACAGUGCUUUCAUGUAAAAUAGACAAACUCAUUCAGUUAUUUGCGAAUAUAAUUUUGAAUGGAGUAAUAUGUGAUAAAGAUGUUACACAAGAAAAAAUUGUAAUUUUAGAAAAACUUUCUGAGAUGGAAUCAGAUAGAGAAAAAAUUAUAAUGGAUUAUUUACCAACUAUUGCAUAUCAGGAUACUGCUCUUGGUAUUAGUGUAUACCCUGCAACUAACAUAGUAAGAAAAUUUUCUACAAGAAAUUUAAUUAAAUUUCGUAAUCGUUUAUUUCAAACAUGUUAUAUGACGAUGGUCUGCACUGGAUCUAUUUAUCUAAAAGAAUUACAGAGAAUUGUUUGUAAACAUUUUGGAUGUAAUAUUGAGGAUUAUAAAUCAUCAUUUGAAAUUUCUAACAAACAACGAUUUUGUAAAGAUCCAAUUGAAUAUCGGUUCACAGCUGCUGAAAUGCGAUUAAGAGAUGAUGAUAAUAAAAUGGGAUAUGCAGCAAUAGGAUUUGAAGGAUCAAGUUAUAGAGAACGUGAAGAUUGCACUGCCCUUACUGUAGCUAAAGAAAUUGUAGGUUCUUGGGACAAGUCAGAUGGCGGAGCAAAUCAUAAUGCACCAUUUAUUGCCCACUAUGCAUACAAUACAGAUUUAUGUUAUAUGUAUAAAUCCUUUUUUCAUCAUUGGGCACAGAGUACUAGUAUUUGGGGCUGUUAUUUCGUUUGUGACUAUUCAACUCUUUUGUAUAUGGUUCGUGCAUUACAAAAAGAGUGGAUGAAAUUAUGCACAACGAUAACCCAGAAAGAAGUAUCUCGAGCUGUUCAUCAAUGCAUUACAAAAGAUUUACUAAUACUAAAUGAUCCAGUAAAUCGUUUCUUUGACAUUGUUGAAAACGUGUAUAGACAUGGAUGUUAUGAACCUGUUGAACAUAGGGUUGUGGAAUACGAGAAUAAUAUCUUUAUAUUACAGAAAGUAACGGCAGAUAAAAUAAGGGAAGUUUCUCAUAAAUACAUCUAUGAUCAGAGCCCAGUUGUUAUAGCUCUUGGCCGUAUUGAAGGUUUUCCUGAUUAUACUCAUGUAAAAAAUGGUUUGUAUUUAUUACGAUAUUAAGUGAUAAAGUAAUAUACUAAUUAUCCUUUGAAAAAAUAUUUAUAAUCUACAAAUAUUUUGUAUCAUGUGAGUUUCUGGUGACCCAAGCUAGACUUUCCAUUUUCACUAGAAAUAAAACCAAAAUCACGAAAUACAAUUAUGAUGUAUAUUUUCAAUAAUAAUUUCUGUAAUUUUGUAACUAUUUAAGAAAUAUAAUAAAAUUAAUGCACGUACGCAUGAAUCAUUGAUGAUCCAAACUUGAAUUCUAACUUAGAUGAUGAAUUACAUAAAAUAAUAUAUUAAAGAUACAAAAAUAUACGAAAUACCAAAAGAAAAUACUUAUAAUAUUUCUCACAAAAAAGUAUAAGUCAAAUUUUUGUCAAUGUAGAAUACACUUAUAUAUUCUACAUUGUCUUCUUUUGCUUGCGGUUCUAAUAAUACAGUUAAUAAUAUGGUUCUAAUAAUAUAUCCAAAAUCCAACAGUUGAUCUUACAUCGCACUUUAGAUAUUUUAAGUGCACUUUUGCAAAACUAAUAAUUCUGACUUAUAUUCUUCCGCUUGCCGACCACAGAUUUAUUAGGUGAAA